Molecule: messenger RNA, 441 nt
Organism: Rotaria sp. Silwood2
Lineage: Eukaryota; Metazoa; Rotifera; Eurotatoria; Philodinida; Philodinidae
Source: the annotation of a GenBank genome assembly
AUGACCCACACUCAUCCUAAUAAAGUCACAUUUAUUGUUACACAACCCAACGGUUUUACAGCACGCUCAACUUUUUUUGAUAAGAUUGCACCGUCGGCAGAAAUAUGUUCUCUUGUUAGCUGUGGUAAAGAGAUUGAAUCAGGCUGCAUAUUAUCAACAUUCGAUUUUAAUGCUGAAAUGAUUCUGAACAUUGAUGAAAUAAAUGUCCUUGCAGGAGUGUUUCUUGAACUGAGUAUGGCUGGUUCAACUAGUGGAUUUAAAUUUUUGUCUUGUAUUAAACUUACUGUGAUGAGUCAAUUAUUAUUUGUUGGUAGUGGAGGUGGAAUUAUGUUGUCACCUGGAUAUGCUAUCAAUUCUAUGAGUGAGAGUUAUUUUAUUAGUAGCACAGGAGCAUUUAUUCAAGUCUUUAAUCUAUCAACUGGUAUUAAUAUUGGCAUGUAA